Messenger RNA from Dipodomys ordii (Ord's kangaroo rat), 1206 nucleotides. RefSeq names its product mitochondrial translational release factor 1-like (gene Mtrf1l). Gene Ontology annotation, molecular function: translation release factor activity. The transcript has 7 exons. The coding region runs from base 25 to 1158 and encodes 377 amino acids. The record is from RefSeq and is a predicted model, not a curated record. NCBI's taxonomy places the organism in Eukaryota, Metazoa, Chordata, Mammalia, Rodentia, Heteromyidae. Gene Ontology annotation, biological process: translational termination.
GGCCGCCGGGCGCUGGGUCUGGGGAUGCGCUGCGGGCUUCUGCGGAGCGCCGUCCGGUGUCUGCGCGCCCGCCUGGCGCCCGGCCCGGGCCCCCGGGCCCUCAGCCUCGGUGGUCCGCCCCUGGAGGAGCUGUUCGCCCGCGGCGGGCCCUUGAGGACCUUACUGGAUCGCCCAGAGGCCCAGUUACAGGGCCGGGGCCCCGAGUUGGUGGCUGCGGCCCGGCUUCUGAGAGAGAAGGAGCGGGAGCUGCGGGAGACCGAGGCCCUGCUGCGCGAUGAGAAUGAAGAUUUACGGAAACUUGCAGAAAAUGAAGUCACUUUGUGUCAAAAAGAAAUAAGUCAGUUGAAGCACCAGAUUAUCUUACUUUUGGUUCCCUCAGAAGAAACAGAUGAAAAUGAUUUGAUCCUGGAGGUAACUGCAGGAGUUGGGGGUCAGGAGGCAAUGUUGUUUACUUCAGAGAUAUUUGAUAUGUAUCAGCAAUAUGCUUCAUUUAAAAGAUGGCAUUUUGAAAUCCUGGAAUACUUUCCAAGUGAAAUAGGUGGCCUUCGACAUGCAUCUGCCAGCAUUGGGGGAUCAGAUGCCUAUAAACACAUGAAAUAUGAAGGAGGGGUACACAGAGUACAGCGAGUACCAAAGACCGAGAAGCAAGGCCGCGUACAUACUAGCACCAUGACAGUGGCAAUCUUGCCCCAACCUACUGAGAUUAAUCUGGUGAUUAAUCCAAAAGAUUUGAGAAUUGACACUAAACGAGCCAGUGGAGCUGGGGGUCAACAUGUAAACACUACAGACAGUGCUGUCCGGAUACUUCAUCUUCCAACAGGUAUUGUUUCUGAGUGCCAGCAAGAGAGAUCACAACUGAAAAACAGAGAAACAGCUAUGAAAAAGCUGCGUGCAAAGCUGUACAGCAUGUAUCUGGAGGAAGAAACAAGUAAAAGAUACAGUGCUAGGAAAGUCCAGGUUGGAACUAAAGGAAGAUCAGAGAAAAUAAGAACAUACAAUUUUCCACAGAACCGGGUCACAGAUCAUAGAAUAAACAAAUCACUGCAUGAUCUGGAAGGUUUUAUGCAAGGAGACUGUCUGCUGGAUGAACUCAUACAGUCACUGAAGGACUAUGCUGAUUAUGAAUCUUUAGUAGAAGUCAUUUCCAAAAAGACUUAAGUUGAUUUGUACUCAUGCUUUUCAUAAAAUGAGGAAAAAUUUUUAGUA